Molecule: messenger RNA, 450 nt
Organism: Blepharisma stoltei
Lineage: Eukaryota; Ciliophora; Heterotrichea; Heterotrichida; Blepharismidae
Source: the annotation of a GenBank genome assembly
AUGCUCAGCAUAAUAAACUCCAUCCCUGUACGAUUUUUUAGGAUGAGAUUGCGGGAUCCCCGUAUCAGGAGUUUCUUAAACCCUCCAAUUUCUCCAUGCCCUGGUCUAGCCCUCAAAGCCCCUGAAGACUGGACCGUCGAAAAAUACUUUACCAAAAUCGGCGGAGAUUUAUCAGAAUAUGUUGACAAAUUCUCCACAGUUCAAGAAGUCCUAGACGCCCACAGGUUCGAAUUAAAAGGAAAAGGCAUCCCAGCAAGGAAAAGGAAAUACAUUAUGAUGGUCAAUGAAUAUUUCCGAAGAGGAUUUUUGAGCUUUGAGCAUAUAGAAAAAAGAACAGCCACACCCAAAAAGCCAUGGUCUAAGAAAAAAUCAGCAAAAGCUCCAGCUAAGAAGGCAAAACCUGAUGAUAAAGCAGGGGAUAAGGGAAAGAAAGAGGCAGCUAAGAAAUAA